Messenger RNA from Lachancea lanzarotensis, 1005 nucleotides. RefSeq names its product LALA0S11e01002g1_1 (gene LSB5). Gene Ontology annotation, molecular function: phosphatidylinositol binding; ubiquitin binding. The coding region runs from base 1 to 1005 and encodes 334 amino acids. The transcript has a single exon. Gene Ontology annotation, biological process: actin filament organization; endocytosis; actin cortical patch localization. Lineage: Eukaryota; Fungi; Ascomycota; Saccharomycetes; Saccharomycetales; Saccharomycetaceae. The record is from RefSeq and is a predicted model, not a curated record. Gene Ontology annotation, cellular component: actin cortical patch.
AUGGGCUUUCUCACCGACCAUCAGCACACUGCUAUCACAGAUACGAUAGAUCGGAUCGUUUCCUCUGAAAACCUCACUUUAGAGGUGGAAUUGGCAUCUUUGAUACAGCAAAUCCGUGCUGGAAAAGACGAUUAUGGGUAUAAUGGUAACCAAACAGAAGCGGCCCGUUGUGUGCGGAAAAAACUCAAAUAUGGCAACAGGAUGCAACAAACCCGCAGUUUGGAGCUCUUGAAUUUGUUUAUCUCACAACGUAUCAAGUUCUCAGAAAUGUACAACGACGCCAAGCUGCUGGACAGACUACAGGUGAUCGCUUUACAAACGGGCACCGACGCCAAUGGACAACGCUACCAUAUUCGUGUGGUGAAAAAAUGCAUUGGAUACAUUUUGGCGUGGUACGCAAUGAUCGAAGAACAGGGCCCCAGUCGGAGCUACGAGGCUCUGUACGACCUGGGCCGCAAAGUCAAAACAAAAUACACAACUCGUCUACGUUCCACACCAUCCAGGAGACGAAAGACCUUCAUGAACGACGAGGCGGACGCUUCGAUGCUUAUGACAGCAGACGAGCGUUACGGGAUCCCGCAGAUAGAUAUGGCGCAAGAGGGUCCACGUAUCCGAUUGCUCAUUAGCGAUUCGCUAGCCUCUGCGAUCUCGUUAAAGAACGGCUUGAACUCGCUGGCUCCGUCGGCUAAAAGCACUGAUAGUGAAGAAGUCACUGCAAAGUUUAUACAAGCCCGCGCUGUCCGUCGCAAAGUGUUGCGAUACUUGCAAUUGGUAGCAGAAGGAGAAUACCUGGGCAGUUUGAUUCACGCCAAUGAGGAACUGGUGUCAGCUUUGGGCCAAUACGACGAGCGCAGUGGAGACGCAUCCGGCGAUGACGACGACGAGGACGAAUUUCUGUUUUCUGACGAAGAUGAAGACGAAGAGUCCGCUUUAUCGUCUUCCUAUUCCAGAGAUGUGGAGCGCGCCGAUUCAAACAACCCUUUUGGCGAUCAAAAUCGCAUCUGA